AUGACACAGACACAAGCUAUCACGCCUGAGCCUCGAGCCCUGAACCCUUUGCCUACGGGCACACGCGCGUUACUACGCUCAGGACAGGAAGCCGUCGCUUAUCACAUCCCCAUCACACCUCCUACGGAUGAUACGUCGCAGAUAAAGACCACUAUCUCUCUGCCUCGAUACUCAGCCUGGACCUCUGGAUUGCACUUCCAUGCCACGCACACAGAAUUCCUCCGCCUCGUCAAAGGCGCCAUCGUUGUUGAGCUCAACGGCACCACCAAAAGCUUCAGCGCACUGGCAGGCGGCGAGAUUGACAGUUCAGGUCGGGUAGUGUGCGAAGGGUUGGUCGUUGAGGUGCCUCGAUAUGCGAGGCACAAUUGGGGUCGCCUUGAGCACUGCCUUGACAUAGAAGAAAAAAGCCGAAAAAAACAUGUACGGCCAGAGGAUUGGGUCGAAGAGGUGGUUGUGGAAGAAUGGACUGAUCCGAGCGACAUCAGUAAACCCCUGUUCUUCUGGAAUCUGAAUGGCAUCAUCAUGGCACCAAGUGACAUGGUUCUGUCUUCACGGAAGCGCAUCGCCAGAGGCAUCUUGGGCGACUGGUGGAUAGAUUUGCAGCUUCUUGUUGUCUUUUUUGAGCUGGACAACUGGCCCAUCUUGGUUAACUUCAGAAACCUGUGGCCGUCUGAAGGUACCUUUGCAGGGGCAUCAUGGAUUAACGAUUGCGCCGAGACUGUCACAUCUUUCGUUUUGCUUUUUUUUGCUAAAGCAUUAGGUGUGGCCCUAGGUCUGCGGGCGGUAGAUCAGAAGCGAACACCAGCUGCAUUGUGGGAAACGUACCGCAAGUCAUCACGCGACGUACAGCGAAAGCCGACCACAAAGCCCGUGUCCUAUAGCUAG
This is a messenger RNA of Ascochyta rabiei, 885 nucleotides long. RefSeq lists its product as uncharacterized. Bases 1 to 885 code for a protein of 294 amino acids. The transcript has a single exon. The record is from RefSeq and is a predicted model, not a curated record. NCBI's taxonomy places the organism in Eukaryota, Fungi, Ascomycota, Dothideomycetes, Pleosporales, Didymellaceae.